AUGGCGUUCUUCUACAUCUGGAUAAGUGUGAAUUUGGUGUUACCUCUGCAGUUUUUGGGCCACAUUAUUGAAUCUCAAGGAGUUCAUCCGGAGGAGACAAAAGUGUCAGUAAUUAAGGAUUUUCUUGGUCUAGUUUCUCAGCGCCAGCUACGGGAAUUUAUUGGCAUGACCAAUUUCUAUCACAGAUUCAUUCCUCACUGUGCCAGGUAUUACAACCAUUGCACACACUACUCAAUAAAACACAUGCAAAGUCUGAGUUCCAGUGGUCAGAGGAAUCUGUAUCACCCCAUUCCUGAUGCUCCUACCUCUUUAAUGACUGAUGCAUCUGAUAUUGCUGUUGGUGAAGGUCCCCAUAAUCCCGUAGCAGAUGCCUUAUUGCAGAUAGAGCUCAACUCGGUUGGAUCUACACCUACAAUUGACUUGGAAGCAAUGGCAGCAGCUCAAGAUAAUUGUAGUUUCCUCUCAGUGGAAUCGCAACACCACUCUCUCAUUCUUCAACCCUUUUCUCUUCCUCAAUGCAUUAGAGCUACCCAGCAGUUUAUUUCUGCUCGUUUUGUUUGGCCAAAGAUGCACUCCCUUAUUAAGCAGUGGACCCGAUCAUGUCUUCCCUGUCAGCGUUCUAAAGUCAUUCGACACACACUCUCUCCCCUUUCUCAUUUACCCACUCCAAGCUCAUGUUUUGAUCAUAUUCACGUUGACAUGUUCACUCGUUGGCCAGAGGCAUUUCCUCUUCCAGAUAUCUCUGCCCCUUCAGUAGCCCAGGCAUUAGUGUCUGGUUGGAUCUCUCGCUUUGGUGUCCUAUCAAUUAUCACCACUGAUACAGGAGGCCAGUUUGAGUCCUCGCUUUGGACACAAUUGAUGGCUAUGUUGGGCACUGUCUGGUGUAGAACUACUUCCUAUCAUCCUCAAGCCAAUGGUUUGGUUGAGCGUUUCCAACGGCAGCUCAAAGCAGCUCUCAAAACCCAUGCUGGUACAUCCUGGACUGAGUCUUUACCACUAGUACUGUUGGGACUACGUACUGCACUCAAAGGUGACCUACAAUGUACAGCUGCCGAGUUGUUUUACGGUAUGUCUUUACGUUUGCCGGGUGAGUUUUUCUCUCCAUCAGCAGCUCCUGUUGCGACAUAUAUCACUAGAUUAAAGCAGUAUAUGAGGACUCUUUAUGCUGUUCCUACCAGAACUCACAGCUCACACACCUCAUUCAUUGAUAAUUCACUCUUCUCCACAUCUCAUGUUUCAUUCGACGAGACUGCGUAA
Molecule: messenger RNA, 1257 nt
Organism: Amphimedon queenslandica
Lineage: Eukaryota; Metazoa; Porifera; Demospongiae; Haplosclerida; Niphatidae
Exons: 5
Coding region: 1-1257 (418 amino acids)
Biological process (GO): DNA integration
Molecular function (GO): nucleic acid binding
Source: RefSeq, a predicted model, not a curated record